This is a messenger RNA of Nerophis lumbriciformis (worm pipefish), 2676 nucleotides long. RefSeq lists its product as uncharacterized. Gene Ontology annotation, biological process: regulation of gene expression. Gene Ontology annotation, cellular component: nucleus. The record is from RefSeq and is a predicted model, not a curated record. Lineage: Eukaryota; Metazoa; Chordata; Actinopteri; Syngnathiformes; Syngnathidae.
AAGAAAAAGAAACCGGAAGUUAGUCCCGCUCCCAACAAUCGAUCCUGGCGUGUGUUGCCGCCUAGAGAAAUCCCAUUUGAGCUCGUUGACGACAACGAUACGCGGUCAAUUGUCCUCCUGCGUCAUGUCCAGCUUCCAGCGUCUUAAAGUGACCGUUAACGAGCGGCUGAGCGCGGCCGCGGAAGAGAUCUUUGAGGCGGUUAGAGGCACCAUUGUUGGUCUGCACGAAGAGCUGGUGCGCUCCAAACGGGAGAUUGACCGACUGCAGAAGCUCAACAAAAUCCCCACCGACCCCGACAAAAAAUCUGCAGAUCAACCAGAGCUGGCUCUUUCCGUCUGGAAUGAAGACUUCCAACCCGGUAAUCAGCCGCAGGAAGAGGCGGAGCAAUCCGAGGAGGAAUGGAUAGCGCCUUUGGGCAACGAGAUGACAGCGGGCGCCGAGUUCGACAGCAAAGUUGGCGUCAUGGCACCUUUCUCUGAAUUUCCAAGCACCAAAGAAAAGAGUCCCCAGCAGAGCAGCUCACAGGAGCAGAUGGCGGCGGCGUGCGGGGACGAGGCCUCCUUCAGCGCCGCAGCCAUCGACAGCGAAGAGGAGUGGAAAGGCGACGAGAGCGUUCCCAGCGACGACAGCGGGGACGAGUGGAAGAAGAGCAAAAAAUCCCAGUUCAAAGUCCGAGAGAAAAGAAAGUCGGCCAUCAGCUGCAAGGUCUGCGGCAAGGGCUUCCACGCCAUGAUCUCACUGGCCAAUCACAGCGAGGCUCACGCCAAAGACAUGUGCGGCGUCUGCGGCAAGCGCUUUGAGUCCGACGCGGACUUCACCGGCCACGUCAAGACGCACAUGAGAGGCAGCGUGUGCGGCGUCUGCGGCAAAGGCUUCGGCACGACCAAGGCUCUGGAGACGCACAUGCGGGUGCACACGGGCGAGAAGCCCUUCAAGUGCGGCGAGUGCCACAAAGCCUUCAACUGCCAGCACAACAUGCGGCGGCACAUGCGCACGCACACCGGUGAGAAGCCGUACGCCUGCGACGUGUGCGGCCAGCACUUCAACGACCACUCCACCAGGAAGCGCCACAUGAUGAUCCACGAGUGCGAAGCCAUGGAGAUCACGACGUCCACGUCCCCCAGUCAGCAGACGGGCAGGGUCAUAUGUGCGGUGUGCGGCAAGAUGUUCAACUCCCUCACCACCCUGGUCAACCACGGCAACAGUCACCCCACCGACUGCGGCGUGUGCGGCCUUCACAUGGACUCCCAGGACGACUUGACGCUCCACCGCAAGUCCCACUGCGACGGCAAGGAGUGCGCCAUGUGCGGCAAGUGUUUCGACAGCUGCAAAGAGCUGGAGGUGCACAUCCGCGUCCACACGGGCGAGAAGCCCUUCCUGUGCAGCCACUGCGGCAAGGCCUUCAACUACCAACAGAACAUGAAGCGACACAUGCGCACGCACACGGGAGAGAAGCCGUACGCCUGCUCCGUGUGCGGCAAGAGGUUCAACGACUACUCGGCCCGGAAGCGCCACCUGCAGAUGCACGAGAACAAGAAGAACGCGGGAGAGAAUGACGCCCAGGGCGCCGCAGGCGCCAUGCCGAAACCCAAGCGGCGAGAGAUCUGCGUGGUGUGCGGUAAGAUGUUCCAUUCCAUCAUCUCCCUGGUGAACCACGCCAACAGUCACACCACGGACUGCGGCGUGUGUGGCGCGCGCAUGGAGUGCCAGAGCGACCUGAUGGUCCACCUGAAGACCCACCGGAACGGCAAGGUGUGCCACGAGUGCGGCAAGUGCUUCGACAGCCGCCGAGACCUGGAGACCCACAUGCGGGUGCACACGGGCGAGAAGCCCUUCUCGUGCGCCGUGUGCAACAAGGCCUUCAACUGCCUGCACAACAUGAACCGCCACGAGCGCACGCACACGGGAGAAAAGCCCUACGCCUGCUCCGUGUGCGGCCGCUGCUUCGCCGACCGCUCCGGGCUCAAGAAGCACAGCACCGUGCACACGGGUGAGAAGGCGCACAGCUGCGAGGUCUGCGGGAAGAGCUUCUUCCGGAAGGCCUACGUGAGACUUCACAUGAAGACACACGGCUUGCAACCUAAGCCUCCUGUUCCUGAGUCUUUCGGGGCUUAGAUAGGUCUGAACUUUUUCUCCUUAGGGCUGCACAAGUAAAAUAGGAUUUGUACAUAACAGCGAUCCAAUGUUUAUGCUAAACUUUACCAACAUCCUAGCUUUGUGUUACAGCUAACAAAGCAAACACUGUAGACUAGUCUUCUUUUUUCUAAGUGCCCCAAUUUGUUGUUCCAUUUUUAAAUACGUUACGCGUCAAACUUAUGCCUGGUUUUUGCUCUUUUUUGAAGUGAAGACAUUAGUCCGUUCAUAGCGUAUGCUAACAGCGUAUGCUAAUGUGUUGACAAAAUAAUUAGGAGUGUCCAAAAAAAAUCUAUUUUUGAUUGACUCACAAUUUAAAAUUUAGAUUUUUAAUUUAUAAUUUUUUUAAUCUGUCCUGUCCAGCCACUCAGGCCAAUCAUAUAUAGUUGAUGUAGAAGCCCACAUCUGCUGUACACAUUUAUUUUGCAAAAGAGAAGUGUUGGACACUUUCAUUGUUGCCUUAUUUUAUUUGAGUAAAUGUUUGGAUGACAUUUUAUUAAACAAAACCAGUUUUCUUCUAAGUAAUACAAACAUUUAUCAGC